ACAUGUCCAUCGAUCUAAGGGAGGAGGAGUCCACCCCUUUGGUGAUCAGAGACCGGGGAGGAAGCCAGAGGUCCAGUUCAAGCUUGGCCCCUGGUUUACAAGUACACCUCUACUUCUUUCCAGGCACUAAAGAUGCGACAACAGUUCACAUAUCAUCUGGACACAUAUCGGCUGAAAACGUGUGCAUCAAAGCUGGGAGUAAAUGCGGAGUCCUACCAGUGUAUAUCAGCCUUUUUGGUUUGGCAUCUGCUGAUCUAUCAUUUUGGUAUCCUCCUUCACACAUGUUUGACUGCGAUGAAAAUUUGGAAGUUCACUUUAGAGUGAGGUUUUUCUUUGGAAACUGGUUUGGUCAAGGAUCAAGAACAUCGUACCGCUACAGUUUGACAAGAGACAGAAUCUGCCCAGUACUAGAUUACAAUGUCAUAGACUACCUUUUUGCUCAGUUGCGGAGUGACUUUAUAACCAGCGAAGCAGGAGUCGCUCCACCUUUAAGUGCACAAGAGGAAUGCCUUGGCCUUGCUGUUUUGGACCUGUGGAGAAUGGCCGAAGAGCGCCACCAGAGUGUCAGAGAGCUCUGCAAGACCGUCAGCUAUAAAUCAUGCCUUCCAAAGUCACAUCGCCUUGACAUCCAGAAACGAAACCGGCUGGACCGCUAUCGUAUCCGAAACACACUGAAGCGUUUCUUGAAGAAAAUCGGCAACUGCUCUGUGGAUGAGUGCAGCCUGAAGCUCAAAUACAUGAUUGAGCUGGCUGGCAUUGAGCCUUCCUUGGGCUGUGAGACUUUCCAUGUGAAUCAUUCCUCCUCCAACUCAAAUGCGACCUUCUCUAUGGUGCGGGUCAGCGGGGAAUUAGGAGUACAAAUCAAUGGAAGUUGUCAUCCUGAAAGUCCAAUGGAGUGGCUGACAUUCUGUGAUUUCCAAGAAAUCACUGACAUCAGUGUAAAGAGGGUCUGCCAGGAGCAGGUUCCACAGGACAGCAGAAUGGUCACCAUAUCUCGCAAGGACGACAGAUGUUUGGAAGCCCAUUUCCAGAGUCUCAGAGAGGCCCUUUCGUUCAUAUCUCUUGUUGAUGGCUACUUUAGACUGACCACAGACUCAACCCACUUUUUCUGCCAAGGCAUUGCACCCCCAAGUCUGCUGGAUGGACUGAAAAGCCACUGUCAUGGCCCAAUCACAUCAGAAGUUGCUGUCAACAAGCUAAAAAAGUCUGGAUGCAGAGGCGGUACUUUCCUUCUCCGACAGAGUCCUAAGAAUUUUGAGAAUUUUUUCCUCACUGUUUGUGUUCAGACCCCGCUUGGACUUGAUUAUAAGGACUGCCUAAUAAUUAAGAACGAGCACUACAAUCUUCCUGGUGUGCAGAAAUCAUUUUCUAGCUUGAAGGAGCUGACCAGCUACUAUCAACACAACAAGCUGCUUCUGGCUGAAAUACCGGUCAAGUUAGCUCACUGCUGUCCGCCCCGACCCAAAGAGCUCACAAAUCUCAUCAUCGUACGCAGCAGCAGCCUGGUUGAAAAUCAGGGGUUUCCCACUCCUGAAAGGAACAAAUUCAGUCACAUCCAGUUCCAAAUGAUUAAAUAUGAGGACCUAAAAUGGGGUGAGAGCCUUGGACAAGGUUGCUUCACCCGGAUUUUUAGAGGCAAUAAAACUGACAUUCGUGAUGGGGAAAAACACAUGAUGGAAGUUCUUCUUAAGGAACUUGAUUCCAUUCACAAGAAUUGCUGGGAGUCAUUCUUUGAGGCUGCCAGUUUGAUGUCUCAGAUUUCCCACAAACACCUCAUCCAUGUCUAUGGCGUUAGCGUUCAUGGAGUAAGAAACGUCAUGGUGCAAGAGUUUGUCAAGCACGGGGCCCUCGACCUUUACUUGAAAAGAAGGAGAUCUGUGUCAGUGAGCUGGAAACUCAGUGUAGCCAAACAGCUCGCAUGUGCCCUCAACUUCCUGGAGGAGCAAAAUAUUGUUCAUGGAAAUAUCUGUGCGAAAAAUCUUCUGCUGGCAAGGGAGGGUGACCCCUCCCAAGGCAGCUCGCCAUUUAUCAAGCUGAGCGACCCUGGCAUCAGUGUAGCCAUGCUGGGCAAAGAUGUCAUUCUGGACAGGAUCCCAUGGAUGGCCCCCGAGGUGCUUGAGUCUCCAGACAACAUGACCCUUGAGUGUGAUAAGUGGGGUUUUGGUGCCACUGUAUGGGAAAUCUUUAACAAUGGAAACUCCCCACUGCAAGGCUGGAGCCUAGAGCAGAAACAGAAGUUUUAUGAGAACUGGCAGCAACUGCCUCCCUCCCAGUGGAUGGAGCUAGCCGAUCUCAUCGGCCAGUGUAUGGACUACAAGGCCGCCUUCAGACCAUGCUGCCGCAGUAUUAUCCGCCAACUCAACAGUCUCAUCACAUCAGACUACGUGAUAUUGCAUGCUACAGAGCCUGUUUCACAGAACCCACUGUGCAGAGUUGCAAGUCCUGCACAGCAAGAUCACACUCUAUUCGAAGAGAGACACUUGCGCUACAUCUCUCCACUGGGAAAGGGAAACUUUGGCAGUGUGGAACUUUGUCGUUAUGAUCCUCUGGGCGAUAACACUGGUGAGCUGGUGGCUGUGAAAAAACUACAGCCCAACAAGCUGUCGAACCUGGAGGACUUCCAAAAGGAAGUAAAGAUUCUCAGUGUUUUGCACUGUGACUACAUUGUCAAGUACAGAGGAAUCUGCUACAGCAUGGGUCGCCUCAGUAUGAGCUUAGUGAUGGAGUACCUGCCUUAUGGCAGCCUUAUUGGUUACCUGGAUGGUAACCGACACAACGUGAACACAAAGCGGAUGCUGCUUUUUGCCUCUCAGAUCUGUAAGGGGAUGCAGUAUCUUCAGACGCUUCGUUACGUCCACCGUGAUCUCGCAGCCCGGAACAUCCUGGUUGCCAGCGAGUCACUGGUGAAAAUUGCAGAUUUUGGGCUGACCAAAGUUAUUCCAUGCGACAAAGAGUACUACCGCGUCACACAGCCUGGAGAGAACCCCAUUUUCUGGUAUGCUCCAGAGUCCAUCACAGAGUCAAGAUUCUCUCACCAAUCAGAUGUCUGGAGCUAUGGGGUUGUCCUUCAUGAGCUUUUCUCCUUUUGCGAUAUGGCCUGCAAUCCAAAAAGACUAUGUAUGCAGGAGAUUGGCCACAGUGUACAAGGUGCAUCCAUUACGAUGUAUCUAGCCAGUAUUCUGAAGAAUAACUGGAGGUUACCAGUUCCCCCUAAUUGCCCACCAAAGGUGUACAGUUUGAUGAAACAGUGCUGGGCAUACAACUUUGACGAGAGGCCCAGUUUCUCCAGCCUUGGAAACCAGAUUGAAAGCAUCAUGCAGGAUGAAAGAGAAAACACAAAAGGC
This is a messenger RNA of Menidia menidia (Atlantic silverside), 3344 nucleotides long. The record is from the annotation of a GenBank genome assembly. NCBI's taxonomy places the organism in Eukaryota, Metazoa, Chordata, Actinopteri, Atheriniformes, Atherinopsidae.